Raphanus sativus (radish) is the source of this 2957-nucleotide messenger RNA. RefSeq names its product receptor-like protein 30. The record is from RefSeq and is a predicted model, not a curated record. NCBI's taxonomy places the organism in Eukaryota, Viridiplantae, Streptophyta, Magnoliopsida, Brassicales, Brassicaceae. Gene Ontology annotation, molecular function: protein binding. The transcript is spliced from 2 exons.
AUGAGCCCCAUAAACAUUACACAACUCAUUACUUACCGCACAAACUUCAGAAAAAAAAGGAUGAUGAUGAUUUCUAGCCAAUCUUAUUUCUUCUUAUUUAUUUCCCUUAUAUUCAACACUCUUGCUUCUCCUACGCACCAAAGGGACGCUCUUUUGGAGUUCAAAAAUGAGUUCCCGUUCAAUGCAUCAGACCCACAUGCUCCUUCUGAAGCUCCUUUAAGUUCGUGGAACACAAGCAAUAGUGAUGAUCACUGUUCCUGGGAAGGUGUCACAUGCAACGCUCAUUCCAGUGAGGUGAUAUCACUCGUCCUUGAGUACACAUAUCUCAAUGGUUCUUUGAAAGCAAACACUAAUCUCUUAGAACUCCAUCAUCUUCAGCACCUAACCCUUUUCAGUUGCGAUCUCAUAGGAGAGAUUCCUUCUUCAAUAGGAAACCUUUCUCAUCUCAAACACCUUAACAUUUCUGAUAAUAAUUUCCUGACCGGUGAAAUUCCAUCCUCUAUAGGAAACCUUUCUUAUCUAAGUUUUCUUGACCUCUCUCAUAAUUAUUUGGGAGGUAAAAUUCCAUCUUCACUAGGAAAUUUGUCCCGUCUCACAGUUCUUGAUCUUAGUGACAAUCGCUUGAUAGGUGAAGUUCCGCCUUCAAUUGGCAAUCUAAACCAGCUAACAAUUAUGAGCUGUUACUCAAAUAAACUGAAUGGUACAAUUCCUAGUUCAUUUUCAAAUUUCAACAAGAUGUCCUAUUUACUUCUCACAGGUAAUCAGUUCUCCGGUGGAGAUUUACCUCGUAUACUGUCAAACUUAACCAGCUUGUCCUAUUUAGACAUUUCCGAUAAUCAUUUCAAAUCCAAGCUUCCAUCUAACAUGAGUGGACUCCAUAACUUGGAGGUAUUUAGAGUGAGUAGUAACUCUUUAGUCGGGACUUUUCCUACAUCUCUGUUUACGAUUCCUUCACUAAAAGAGGUUUAUUUGAGUGAAAACCAAUUAGAGGGACCCUUAGAGUUUUGGAAUACAUCCUCAUCUUCUGAGUUACAAUCACUAGACCUUGCUUCUAACAACUUCAACGGACCAAUCUUAGAAGAUAUAUCUCGAUUUCUCAAACUAGAGUUCAUAGAUCUUAGCAAUAACAGUUUCAUUGGUCCAAUCCCUAGAUCUAUGCCUGAAUUAGUCUCCCUCACGAUGCUAGACCUCUCUUAUAAUAUGUUGGAAGGUCAAGUACCAAGUUUCUUGUGGAGGCUAGACAAGUUGAUGCUUUCUCAUAAUUCUUUCAGUAGCUUCGAGGAAUCACCUGAAGUUGUCGUCAAUGGAAGUCACUCUGAUGAUCUUGGAUCAGAUUCAUUCCAAGGACUAGUAUCAGAAGUUGAUCUUAGUUCAAAUGCACUCCAAGGACUAAUUCCCCAAUGGAUAUGUAAGUCUACAUCAUUGAGCUUCUUAGAUCUGUCAAACAACCAUCUCUCUGGUUCUAUUCCUUCAUGUUUGAUGAAUUCCGCUGCUUCUCUUGGCGAUAUACUUCUAAGAAACAACACCUUGAGUGGAUCCCUUCCAGAGAUCUUUACCAAUGCCACCAAGUUACGAUCGCUAGACGUUAGCCGUAACCAGUUAUCGGGGAAGCUUCCAAAAUCUUUGAUGAACUGCAAGUUUAUGGAAUAUCUGAAUCUGAAAAGAAACAAGUUCAAAGACACGUUCCCAUCUUGGCUGGGAUAUUUGGGAGAGUUACGUGUUUUGUUUCUCGGAUCAAAUGCAUUAUAUGGUCCAAUCUCUUCACAUAUUGGGUUUCCAAGUCUGCGAGUCAUUGACAUAUCGAACAAUAGCUUCGGUGGAACACUGCCACAAGAUUAUUUUGUGAACUGGCGUGAAAUGUCAUUGGUGGGGGAAGAGGAAAAUGUAAUGUAUAGUGACGGCAUAGAUACAUUUAUGUCACGUAUGGGGGGAUUAAGCUAUGAGGAUUCGAUGGAUAUGAUGUAUAAAGGUGUAGAGACAGAGUUUUCUCGGAUCUUACUUGCGUACAAAGCUAUCGAUUUUUCUGGAAACAAAUUUACGGGACGGAUCCCUAAAUCAGUUGGCUUGUUGAAGGAACUGCGUCACUUCAACUUUUCAAGAAAUGAAUUUACAGGCAGUAUCCCGUCAACUUUGGCAAAUAUAACACAUCUAGAAGCACUAGACCUCUCUCAUAAUAAGCUUUCCGGUAAUAUUCCUUCUGAUCUUGCCAACCUCUCCUUCGUGUCAUACUUGGACUUCUCCCACAACCUUCUCUAAGGUCUUGUUCCACGAAGCACUCAGUUUCAAAGGCAACACUGUUCUUCGUUCGAGGACAAUCUUGGACUCUACGGUCUCGAGGAACUAUGUGGACCGAUCCACGUUCCUCAUUCUACAUCGGGAGAUUCACAACAAUCCGAGGAAUUUUCAUCCGAGGAGGCAGAAGAAGUGUUGAACUGGAUAGCAGCUGCAAUAGCCUUCGGACCUGGUGUGUUCUGUGGACUGGUGAUCGGACAUAUCUUCUUUACUUCACACAAACACAUAUGGUUCAUGGAAAAGUUCGGUGGAAACUGUCCCGGUGGCAUCAUCAAAGUUCGUUAAACUUCUUCAGGCUAUACCAUCUUUGUCAUUGAGUAUGUCAUCGGUCACACAUAAAGAUUACAAUACUGAAGAUUUGGCUAAUGCAAGUUGUGAAGAUUACAAGAAGAAUAAAAUGAUUUGCUCAAAGGCAAAGGAAGAGAUCAAUAAUAUGGGAUGAUCAACUUGAUUGCGAGUCAUCGCAGUUGAUUCUGACAGAUGUCCAUGAUAUGUCAUUAUGGGAUGAUCAAACACCUGCACCUCGUGCAUAUGAUCCGCAAGAACGAUUAGAAGCGGUGUUACUGUUGUUAUGGUACAUCAUUUGAUAGAAUUGUUAUUUUGUUUCUCAAUAUUGGUUUGCAUAUAUAUGUAAUUGUCUGUGAAAUUGGAAGACUUUAAGGGCA